Lingula anatina is the source of this 2345-nucleotide messenger RNA. RefSeq names its product sodium- and chloride-dependent taurine transporter-like. The record is from RefSeq and is a predicted model, not a curated record. Gene Ontology annotation, molecular function: gamma-aminobutyric acid:sodium:chloride symporter activity. Gene Ontology annotation, biological process: nitrogen compound transport; amino acid transport; sodium ion transmembrane transport. NCBI's taxonomy places the organism in Eukaryota, Metazoa, Brachiopoda, Lingulata, Lingulida, Lingulidae. Gene Ontology annotation, cellular component: plasma membrane.
GCUGCACCGGUUUCGUGCGGACUCGGCAGCAACGUGAUUAUAUUUACUUGACCUCUGACCUUGUGACGUCACGAUCCUGUGAGUGAAACAGAGGAGAGCCGUGCGGGAGGGCAAGUGUACACAAUUCACGGUGUCUGACCAAAGGUACCCUUGGUCCAUGCGACUUCAGACGGAAACUCAAUGGGAGAUAAGACAGGACAAGUCCCUGAUGAUGACGGAACCAGGGACCAGAGACCCCCUGACGAGAAGAAUAAGCCGUGUGCUGAAGAAAAAGAUGGCAAUGGAGUAACGGUGUCAAAAUUUGAUCUGGACGAAACAGACGAUGAGAUAAAGCGCGAGCAGUGGUCCAGUCCUAUUGAAUUUAUUCUGUCCUGCAUUGGCUUUGCCGUGGGACUCGGCAAUGUAUGGAGAUUCCCAUAUCUCUGCUAUAAGAACGGUGGAGGUGCGUUCCUGAUCCCGUACUUCAUCUUCCUGGUGGGAGGAGGCAUCCCUGUCUUCUUCCUGGAGGUGUCAUUGGGACAGUUCAUGAGUCAAGGAGGACUGGGGGCAUGGAACAUCUGUCCUGUCUUUCAGGGUAUUGGUGUGGCCUGUAUAGUAAUAGUAUUCUUGAUGAACUGUUACUACAUCAUCAUCUUGGCCUGGGACAUCUUCUACCUAGUGGAGUCAUUCACUUCAGUGUUGCCUUGGUCUCACUGUAAUAACACAUGGAAUACAGAGAGAUGCUCUGUGUCAUUUAACAAGAAUGUCAACGUCGGUGUCACACACUGCUCCAAUGUGACGGGGACAUUGUUUGGUACAAAUGCAAGUUUGAUGAAUGAUUUGACGGUGAACUGUACCAAUACAACCAACAUUACUACAGUGGACCCCGUCGUAGAGUUUUGGGAGCGCCGCAUCCUGCAAAUCUCUGGUGGAGUGGAUGAAGUAGGCACUAUUGUGUGGCAGCUGGCGCUGUCGCUGCUGGUCAUCUGGAUCAUUGUCUACUUCUGUAUAUGGAAGGGAGUCAAGUGGACGGGGAAGGUUGUGUAUUUCACAGCCACAUUUCCCUACCUAGUGAUCACAGCACUUCUGAUCCGUGGGGUGACNUGGUGAAUAUGUAAUGAAUGUGGGACUUUGCAAAAGAUACAAAGAGAAUUUUCUUUAUUGAUUUUGUAGGUAUGGAUAGAUGCUGGCACCCAGGUUUUCUUCUCCUAUGCCAUAGCCCUGGGAGCCAUGAUAGCACUGGGCAGUUAUAACAAGUUCCAUAACAACCACUACAAGGAUGUGAUCAUCAUCUCCCUGGCCAACAGCGGCACCAGUUUGUACGCUGGUUUCGCCAUCUUCUCCGUGCUGGGCUUCAUGGCGUACGAGCAAGGCGUGGACAUCACGGAGGUAGCAGAGUCCGGCCCGGGACUGGCCUUCAUUGCCUACCCCAAGGCAGUCACACAGAUGCCCAUAGCACCGCUGUGGGCCAUACUGUUUUUCUUGAUGAUCAUAUUUUUGGGAUUGGACAGUCAGUUUGUUGGCGUGGAGGCCUUCGUGACAUCCAUAUUGGACCUGUUCCCGAGGCUCCUCAGGAAAGGCUACAACAGAGAGAUCUUCAUUGCCAUCUACUGCUUUGUGUCCUUCUGUGUGGGCCUGCUGAUGGUGACCAAUGGAGGCAUGUAUGUGUUCCAGUUGUUUGACUACUACUCUGCCAGCGGGAUAGCCCUGUUGUGGGUCUGCUUCUGUGAAUGUGCAGCCAUAGGAUGGAUAUAUGGUGCGUCCAGGUUCUACAAGGACAUUGAGCUGAUGCUGGGCUUCAAGAUCCUGCCCUGGUUCUGGGUCUGCUGGAUUGUUAUCACACCUCUGAUAACCAUGGGGAUGUUGAUCUUCUUCUUUGCGACCUUCAAGCCACUAACAUACAACAAGACGUACGAGUACCCUCCGUAUGCACAGGGCCUGGGCAUGUGCAUGGCAUUCGCAUCCAUGAUCUGCAUCCCGCUGACGGCACUCUACAGGAUAGCUAGGGCCAGGGGGACAUUGGCUGAGCGUUGGGCAUUUGUGACCACACCACGGAACCGACCAAAGGAGGCCAAAAUUGCUCAUCUAACUUACGCCGUCAUCCCAACCUAUGAUGUUGAAAACGUGUCCAAAGUUCCCACAGCAAUGCAAAAUGGCAGCGACCACGCCCAUCCCAAAGAAAAAGCCACGAACAACAACGCCACCCCUAUGCUCUCUCCGUCCGAUCUAAUGGCUAAUGGAAAUGCUGUAUAAUACAUUCUUCUUGUUUACUUUGGUGCGAUGGAGGGUGGUGACGACUCCAGUAUUCUCCGAAUCCACUCAGAAACACAUCCGCAGUGCCGAAGAUUCUUGGUCCACAAUCAGUC